UUACCGUAAGCUUCGAAGUAUAUAAUGUUCCUAACUUUGUGUGGAGUUUUUUGCGUGAUCGAGUUCUGUGUAAAGUGAAUGGGGAUGGACACGCUCAUAUCAAGCUGGUGUUUUUCUUCGUAUGUGAAAGUAUUUGAAGAUAAUAAAAUUGAAGUGCUUACUCUUUAUUUAUUAAAUUUUGAGGCACUGAGCGUCUUUAUUCCUCCCAUAGGGGAUAGGCUGAAAUUUUUGGGUAGACUUGAAGAUUUUAAGAGGGAUAGAGAGAUGACUGGUGAUAUGGUAGAUGAGGAAGUAAUUCUGGGUGCGGAAAUUCCAGAAUUUACAGAGAUUCCAGAGUCCUCAAUAACUGACGCAUCCUCUGAGGCGCCUACAGAGGAUCAGAAUAAGAGGCUCGUACCUUGCCCUGAAACUCGAACGACGAGGAGGAGAGUAGAUGAGUCUACUUCUCGAGAAAAAGUUGGCGAUUCACAAGGAGACCUGGACCUGACACGCCUAGGUGACUCGAUAGGUGGACGAGACACAACAGAAGAAGGUUUGGUGGAAGCAAAAGACCUUGUUGGAGAAUGUGUGUCAGAAGAGAAAGAAGAAGAACUAGAUCCGGAACGAGGAACGCCAGAAAUAGGGUAG
Messenger RNA from Belonocnema kinseyi, 627 nucleotides. RefSeq lists its product as uncharacterized. The coding region runs from base 79 to 627 and encodes 182 amino acids. The record is from RefSeq and is a predicted model, not a curated record. The transcript is spliced from 4 exons. NCBI's taxonomy places the organism in Eukaryota, Metazoa, Arthropoda, Insecta, Hymenoptera, Cynipidae.